Messenger RNA from Racocetra fulgida, 1434 nucleotides. The record is from the annotation of a GenBank genome assembly. Lineage: Eukaryota; Fungi; Glomeromycota; Glomeromycetes; Diversisporales; Gigasporaceae.
AUGGCAAGCAAAAAUAAUGUAAUCGAGGAAAUCCAAGAAUUAAUCCAAAAAAUUAAAAAUGAAUAUAAGGAGGGGGUUGAUUUUGAGUUUGUUGCUGAAAAAGAAAAUUAUCAAAAAGGAAAUAAAGAAGAGAAUUGGUUUACUUACCGGACGAACAAGGAUACUACUAAAUAUGGUGAUUAUGACCUUAUACUUUUUUCAAAGUUUAAGUUGAGUACUAGUCCAGAAAAACCGGAAAAUUGUGCGGUUUGCGAUAAACUGACCUUUAAAGAGAAUGGUCGAAUGAAAUUAUUUGAUGGAGAAAAAGAUAUCGGCGGGCCAAGCCCAAAUGUUGUUGGCUACUUCCACCCUGAAUGUGCCAAAAAAUAUUUUACUAAUAAAGAGCAACCAAACGUAAAUAAUGCUAGAAUAAAAGAAAAAUUAUUGCGAAAUUUGGAUAUAAAUAUGUUUAGACCCCAUGGGCGAUUUGGCGAAUGCGGAUCGUUAACCGAUCCGGACGAAAGCAUUGACAAGAAGAAAUUAUUAGCCGAAAUUGAAACAAUUUUAAAAAACUCUGACUUUCCGGUUAUUGAUAAUUCUCCCAACAAAUCAAACUCCACCUCAACUGAAACUGAAAAAAGGGGUGGAGGAGAAAAGUGGUUCCAUUCAAAAAAAUGUAAGGAGAUUUUUGAGAAAGUAAUAAGAAAUCGCAAACUAAUCGACGAGGCCUACACUUUUUUAACCGGCAAUGCGGGUAAGGGUAAUCAAAAUCCGGGGGGCGGCGGAGGUCAAACACCAGAUCAGCCAGAAUUAGAAGUUUGCGACCGUUGUGGAAAAAAAUACGAUUUCAGCCAGAAAUUUCCUAAAUUUAAAAAAAAGGAAGAAGAAAAUGAAAAUUAUUGGUUUUGUUCGAAAAAAUGUUAUGAUUGUUUUAAUGUUUGUGAUAAUUGUGGCAAGAUAGAAAGGCUGAAAGAAAAUGAACUUCGAAUGACUAAGGGAAAAGUUUUUUGUUCUUCUAAUUGCCGGCAAAAACUAGAAAAAAAUCCGGGCAAGUUUGACCCCGAUAGUUUACCAAAUUGCGACCAGUGUGGAGAAAAAUUUCGCCUUGAUGAGAAAGGCUUCUAUACCAUUUAUUCUUUUACCGGCAGGGAGGAAAAAUUUUGCUCACCAAAAUGUCGCACUGACGAAACCCAACAGACUAAUCGUCCAACAAGCGAGAAUGGGGAAGAGGAGGGGAACGAUAGUGAUUUGGACGACCACUCGGAGUCUAAUUCCGAUAAUAGUUCCGAUAGCAACUCCGACCAAGAUGGGAAGUCCAAUAAUAACCUGCCCAAAAACAUUCAGGAAAUUGCUCAUCUUCCCCUUUUGCAAGCCCAAGCCCGUGCCCGACAGGAAAUUGAAAAAUUACUAAAAGACAAUGAUAUUUCCGACCACGAAUUAAAUCAAGAAGACUGA